AUGAGUGAGAAAAGUAGAGAGAGAAAGAGAGCGGGUGCGUUUGGUCGUUCAUUCUCCGGUGAGGAAUGGACUGUUUUUGUUGGAAAUCUUAGUAAGAGAGUUACCAGAAGUGAGUUAAGAGAGAUUUUCAACCAUUAUGGUAGAAUAGUGAGGGUCUUUAUCCCAAGUUUUAUGGUUAAAACGAAUUAUAAGUCAUCCACGUUUGCUUUUGUGCAAUAUGCGGUGGAGGAAGGUUGCAGAAGAGCAGUUAUGAAUGUAAAUGGAACGUUGAUUGAUGGGAAGAGAGUCACUGUGGGGGUGGCUAAGUAUAAGAGGGGCAGGAAGAGAGAUGCAGAGGUUAAAAGAUCUCAGCUGGAAGGAAUUAAGCCAUUUAGAGAAGCUAAUGGUAGACAGCAGGUUGACUUGGAGUCACCGAGAAGUUUGAGAGAUGGCAGAACGUAUAAGGAGGUUGUGAAUGUGGAUAAAAGUAGGAGUGUGGAUCAACAAAGAAGGGUGAACAGGGAAGGUCAGAAGAAAGCAAAAGGAGUAAGAAAUGUCUGGGAUAUGCACAUCCCAUCAGAAGAUUUUUAA
Molecule: messenger RNA, 570 nt
Organism: Hibiscus syriacus
Lineage: Eukaryota; Viridiplantae; Streptophyta; Magnoliopsida; Malvales; Malvaceae
Product: serine/arginine-rich splicing factor SC35-like
Exons: 1
Coding region: 1-570 (189 amino acids)
Biological process (GO): mRNA splicing, via spliceosome
Cellular component (GO): ASAP complex; cytoplasm; nucleoplasm
Molecular function (GO): RNA binding
Source: RefSeq, a predicted model, not a curated record